AUGGCAACAGCAACAGCAACAGCACCAGAGCACCAGCGCGCCUCCUCGCGCGCCUCACACCGACACCCCCACCACCACCACCAUCAUCAAGGCCCCCUCCUCAACCAGCCCCUCACGCAGCACGGCCUCCCACGCACGCCCAUCUCCCCCACCAGCGGUCUAACCCUGCUCAGCCACCCACGCCACCCACAACCCACGCCGCGCGCAUCAACCCCCGACUCGCUGAACCUGUCGCUGACGAGCCUGGCGCUCUGCAAGCCCGGCACAGACGACAACGAUACUACACCGCCCAUGACGCCGUUCUCGCCGUCGGCGUUCCCGUCGGAUGCGCUGGACGUGGGUGUGGGUGCGGUGGCUGUGGCUCCCCAGCAGGGCUGCCAGCACUGCGCCUGCUGCGCCCACCACCACCACCAGUUGCAACAGCACCAGCAGCACCACCCCCAGCGCAGCCGCGCCGCGUCCCUCGCCCUCUCUGCCCGCAGCAGCACCGUCGCGCUGCAAGACGAGGAAGCGGCACUCCGCCGGGCGCUGGAGCGCGAGGCGUUGCGCAUGGUGCGGCGGAGCGAGGAAGAAGCUUUAGCGUCUGCUUCUACAUCUGCAUCAGCAUCGACAUCGACAUCAGCAUCGACAUCGACAUCAGCAUCGACGUCGACGCCGCCUGGCUCCGCGGGCUCCGCGGGGUCUUGGUCCGCGACGUCGUCGGGCUCGGGAUCGGGGUUCGCGCGGCUGGGGUCAAGGAUUAAAUCCGCGUUGGCGACGGGGCAGGGGAAGAAAGAGAAGGAGAAGGAGAAGGAAAAAGAAAAAGAGAAAGAAGGCCUGAAGCGGGGCCUCUCGAUGUCAGUGGCGCAGCGGAGGCGGGGCAGCGCGAGGAGCACGGCUAAAGAAAGGGGGAAGGCGCGCCACGGCGACGACGGCGACGACGAUGAUGGCGUCGUCGAGGUGGGGGGCGCGCAUUGGACUGAGAUGUGA
This is a messenger RNA of Aplosporella prunicola CBS 121167, 969 nucleotides long. RefSeq lists its product as uncharacterized. The record is from RefSeq and is a predicted model, not a curated record. Lineage: Eukaryota; Fungi; Ascomycota; Dothideomycetes; Botryosphaeriales; Aplosporellaceae. The transcript has a single exon. The coding region runs from base 1 to 969 and encodes 322 amino acids.